UUGUGCGACGUAUUUCAAAGAUAUGAAAAAAUAGUGAGAGGAGUGUUGUUACCACGCCGUGGAGCUUCCCUCUUGCUAUUGCAUAACGACCCAGGGCCUAUGCUCAAAGUCUCAGUCUUGGCUGGUGUAUCUAGGACCCUGAGAGGAGUGGUUACCACGCCGUGGAGCUUCCCUCUUGCUAUCGCAUAA
This is a messenger RNA of Funneliformis mosseae, 189 nucleotides long. Lineage: Eukaryota; Fungi; Glomeromycota; Glomeromycetes; Glomerales; Glomeraceae. The record is from the annotation of a GenBank genome assembly.